ACCACGCCCAGUACUGUGCGUUACAUCCGGGUCUUUGUUGGUUGGCAGCAGUGAAGAUGGCGGCGUCAGGGAGGAGUACAUUAUUAUCCUCCAACAACAGUGGACUAAACAGCACAGCCGAACAACCAAAUACUGAAGACGAAGAUGGACAGGAUUUAUGGUCUGCUAUUCUGAGCGAAGUAUCGACUCACUCCAGAUCUAAACUACCGUCCGGGAAAAAUGUGCUGGUCAUGGGGGAAGUGGGUUCGGGGAAGACCACUCUGGUUGCUAAACUACAGGGUGUGGAGGACUUCCUGAAGGGGCGUGGCCUGGAAUACCUCUACUUCAGUGUCCAUGACGACGACAUUGACGACCAAACCAGGUGUAAUGCCUGGGUGUUAGAUGGGGAUCUGUACCAUAAAGGUCUGCAGUCUGUUGCUGUGCAACGAGAGGCGCUUGGUGACUCGUUGCUAUUGGUUACUGUGGACCUGUCGCGGCCGUGGGUCGCCAUGGAAUCGCUUCAGAAGUGGGCGGCUGUCGCUAGGGAACAUAUCGACAAGCUCCGGGUCCCCCCAGAAACACUGAGGGAGCUGGAGAACAGAAUGGCCAGACAGUUCCAGGAGUAUGUGGAUCCUGGCUGGGAGGAGAGCGCCCCCCAGAGGAGGAGUGAGGAGGAGGAGAACGUUCUGCUGCCGCUCGGCGAAAACACACUCACACACAACCUGGGACUACCCAUGGUGGUGGUCUGCACUAAGUGCGAUGCCAUCAGUACGUUGGAGAAGGAGUAUGACUACAAAGACGAACACCUGGACUUCAUUCAGUCAUACAUCAGACGCUUCUGUCUACAGUACGGGGCGUCUCUGCUGUAUACGUCGGUUAAGGAAAUGAAGAAUGUGGAUGUUCUGUAUAAAUACCUGGUUCACAGACUCUACGGUUUCCCCUUCCACUACCCUGCUCAACUGGUGGAGAAAGACACAGUCUUCAUUCCGUCAGGGUGGGAUAAUGAAAAUAAGAUAUCUAUCCUCCAUGAGAACUUCCAAACGCUGAAACUAGACGACAUCUUUGAGGAGGUCAUCGUCAAACCGCCUGUCAGAAAGUUUGUUCAUGAGAAGGAGAUUCAGGCUGAAGAUGACCAGGUGUUUCUGCUCAAGCUGCAGUCGCUGCUCUCCAAACAGCCUCCUGCAUCUGCCGGACGACCAGGGGAGUCCAGCAGUAGUAGAGGUCCCAGUGGUUCUCCCAGGACCAGUAAUCGUUCAGCUGCAGCCAACGUUGCUAACACCAUGCCCCAAUCAGCAGGUCAGACCAGUGAGGGGGUGCUGGCUAACUUCUUCAACAGUCUUCUGACCAAGAAGGCCGGAGCAUCGCCACCGGGCAACAGCACACCAGGGACUGUUCGCAAGUCAGGUUCUAAGCUGGGUCUGAGUGAUGUCCAGGCAGAGUUGGACAGGAUCAGCUGCAGAGAGAAUGAUGAGACCAACAACAGCAACACUAACAACCCUAACCCCAGUACUGAGAACAACGAAGAACAGACAUGAACAGACCACCUCCCUCUUCCUCCCCCCUACCUCACCCCCCCAGACCAUACGUGAAGAGAACAAACCUCACCCUCCACCCCCCCAGACAUACCCCAGACCAGACCACAUGAAAAACCCACCUCCCCUACCUUACCCCCUCCUCACACCCCCAGGCCAUACAUGAAGAGACCAGACCUCACCCUCCUCCCAUUCUCACGUCUCCUGACCUCCCCUCCUCACCCCCCAGUGAGACCACCACAUACCAGACAUGAAGACACGUCAGCCCUACCUCAUUCCCCAGACCAUACAUGGAGACCAGACCUCACCCCAACAGGCCAGAACAGAUUAGAUAUGAAGACCUUCUUCAGGACGGAGAGGUAUGGGGAUGGAGAGGGAGGGAGGAGGAAGAAGAGAGAGAUGGAGGGAGAGUGGGAGCAGGAGGGGGAGAGAGAUGGACAGGUAUGGGGAUAGAUGGAGAGAGGGAGCAGGGGGAGAGAGGGAGCAGGGGGGAAAAAUAUAUAUUCCCCUUUCACCAGAUGAGGUAUUUAGGGUGAUCUUGAUACUGUAGGAUAUAUUGAAGGAUUUAUGUAUAUAGUUGACUGAGAUACUGUAGGAAUUGUGUGUGUGUGUGUGUGGAGAAUGGAGAAUGUUAGACAGAGCCAUGUAAAGAGAGAGUUUGGCCCUUGAGGUUUCAACCAAAAAGCAGCAAUCUUCUGAGAUGUCACAUAACUCUAUGGCAGACAUAUUGACAGAAUCAUAAACCAAGUUCACUAGUAUAACUGACAGAAUCAUAAACCAAGUUCACUAGUAUAACUGACAGAAUCAUAAACCAAGUUCACUAGUAUAACUGACAGAAUCAUAAACCAAGUUCACUAGUAUAACUGACAGAAUCAUAAACCAAGUUCACUAGUAUAACUGACAGAAUCAUAAACCAAGUUCACUAGUAUAACUGACAGAAUCAUAAACCAAGUUCACUAGUAUAACUGACAGAAUCAUAAACCAAGUUCACUAGUAUAACUGACAGAAUCAUAAACCAAGUUCACUAGUAUAACUGACAGAAUCAUAAACCAAGUUCACUAGUAUAACUGACAGAAUCAUAAACCAAGUUCACUAGUAUAACUGACAGAAUCAUAAACCAAGUUCACUAGUAUAACUGACAGAAUCAUAAACCAAGUUCACUAGUAUAACUGACAGAAUCAUAAACCAAGUUCACUAGUAUAACUGACAGAAUCAUAAACCAGGUUCACUAGUAUAACUGACAGAAUCAUAAACCAAGUUCACUAGUAUAACUGACAGAAUCAUAAACCAAGUUCACUAGUAUAACUGACAGAAUCAUAAACCAAGUUCACUAGUAUAACUGACAGAAUCAUAAACCAAGUUCACUAGUAUAACUGACAGAAUCAUAAACCAAGUUCACUAGUAUAACUGACAGAAUCAUAAACCAAGUAUUAGAACUAUAACAAAGUCCUUAUGGAUGGAUGAAUGGAAGGUUCAUCCACUGUGGCAGGCAACAACAUGGCUUCCGGCCGGCUCUGAAGUGGGCCAAACUCUCUGUGACUGCUUUUAGAUGUAGAUAUAGAUGGGGAGGGGGUGUAGUUGAGCUUUAUUUGUACAGUUAGGAGAAGCACUAAUGGUUUAUAACCCAAUAGUUAAUACAAGGAGGGAGGGAUGGCCGGGGGCACCUGGAAAGUGUACAGUCCCUUUGUCUUGCUGUAAUCUGAUUGGUCCGUUAUUUCAGAACUGUAACCUGAUUGGUAUGUUAUUUAAUUGUUCUGUGGUGGCAUUUGUAUCAUCAGGUCUAUAAUGAGUCAAAUAAAGGUGUAUUUAUUCUGAC
Oncorhynchus mykiss (rainbow trout) is the source of this 3327-nucleotide messenger RNA. RefSeq names its product dynein, cytoplasmic 1, light intermediate chain 1 (gene dync1li1). Gene Ontology annotation, biological process: microtubule-based movement; microtubule cytoskeleton organization. The record is from RefSeq and is a predicted model, not a curated record. Gene Ontology annotation, molecular function: dynein heavy chain binding. Gene Ontology annotation, cellular component: centrosome; cytoplasmic dynein complex. Lineage: Eukaryota; Metazoa; Chordata; Actinopteri; Salmoniformes; Salmonidae.